This is a messenger RNA of Suncus etruscus (white-toothed pygmy shrew), 835 nucleotides long. It is a transcript of the gene ETFRF1, whose product is annotated as electron transfer flavoprotein regulatory factor 1. Gene Ontology annotation, biological process: respiratory electron transport chain. Gene Ontology annotation, cellular component: mitochondrion. The coding region runs from base 101 to 364 and encodes 87 amino acids. The transcript has 3 exons. The record is from RefSeq and is a predicted model, not a curated record. NCBI's taxonomy places the organism in Eukaryota, Metazoa, Chordata, Mammalia, Eulipotyphla, Soricidae.
GGAAAACGCGCGGGUUUGCGGCCGUCGGGGUCCUGCGUCUUCUUCCGGAUCGCAGGCGGUGAAGUAUACUUUAAAUGGAAGUGGAUACUUUCUAUGAUAAAUGAAAAUGGCCAAUUCUUUAAGAGGAGAAGUUCUGAAUCUUUAUAAAAAUCUGCUGUAUCUUGGACGAGACUAUCCCAAAGGUGCAGACUAUUUUAAAAGGCGCCUGAAGAAUGUUUUCCUUAAAAACAAAGAUGUGAAGGACCCAGAGAAGAUCAAAGAGCUUAUCAGACGGGGUGAAUUUGUAAUGAAAGAGCUAGAAGCCUUAUACUUCCUUAGAAAAUACAGAGCUAUGAAACAACGCUAUUAUUCAGAUGAUAACUAAAGUAACAGAUUAGUUCUGUCGUUUGAAAAGCAGCACAGCUGUUUAUGUAAACAGACAUAACUAACAAAAUGGCGAGAUGCAAUGCCAAAACCACCUCAACUGCCUUAUUCAUCACACUAAAAUGGUUUAACUUCUCUACAUGCUGAGCUCUAUCAACUGCCCUUUAGGCUCAGUUUUUAUGUGGAAAGCAGCAAUUUGCUCUAUUGCUGCCAACCAGAAAUACAAAUCAACAAGCAUCCAAUUCUGCAUGAAAAUACAAUGCUUGAAAAAAAAAAUUAAAGCAAAAAAAUGUAUACCAAAGACGUUUAGCCCACUUCUCCAAUGUGCUAUAUGAUAAAUACUUCACAGAGCAAAGUGACUUCUUGGAAAUUCAUUCCUUUGACUUUUUGAGGGUGUACCCUCAACUUUUUUUUCUUAACUCCAUGUGACACAUUAUGACAAUAUAUGGUUCCCUACAAAGAAAGUAACACC